CGCGACCCAAGACAAUAUUUGGAGCUUUUCAGAAGUCGCUUCGACUGAACUGUAAGGGAAUUUAACUAUUCAACAGUAGGGAUAUGGUUAAGACUCCCACGUUGGGAAAAUUCGACCCUACCUUCGGCUGUUAAGCGUUAUACCGGCCGCUUCAAACGUAUCCGUUCUCACCACGUGUUCCGGCAACAAUGAUCCAAAUUCGACCAGCGACAAAGAGCGAAAUCCCAACAGUCUCCAAUAUUGCCGCCACAGCUUUCUGGAACCAUCCUGAUGUAGUAAGGUACUAUCCCAAGCGCGGAAAACAUCCCCAAGCAUUUGUUCAUGGUUACGAACGUGUGUUGGAGGAACAUCUCUACAGCUCUGGCGCCCGUUUACUGAUUGCUAUCCAUGUUCCUGAUGGUCCCACAAAUGAAAACGCCUCCAAAUCAAUUGUGGGCUUUGCUGCGUGGCAGCGGUAUGGCGACAGCGAUUGCGCCGAGGAGUGGAAGAAACGCUCCUGGAGCACACGAUUAUUCUCGGCUUUGCUGACGGUGCGGAAUUUCGCCACAAUUGACCGAUCAUAUUUGGGACCCUUGCAAAGGUGGCAGCUACAUCGCAAAUCUACGGAGACGGAAGAAGAAAUUGGUGAUGUGCGAGUCAAGGAAACCGAGGAUCACUGGUGUCUUCAUGUUCUUGCCGUGCACCCUGAAUGGCAAGAUAAGGGAGUCGGAACUGCACUCCUAGAUUGGGGCGUGAAGGAAGCCAUGCGAGAGGAAGUCCCCCUCCUGCUCUGGGCAUCAGUGGUUGUAGAAGGGUUCUAUCGCGCCCAUGGAUUCACCCAUAUUAAAAAAGUAUCAAGGAAUGGAGAAGAUGUUGAUUACCUGAUGGCUAAACUAGCGACUAGAGUGGGUGAUGCAGGUGUUGAGGGCUACAAUGCUGUUGCUAAAGUUGAAAUCACAGAAGAUGAUAUAUCAACGAGGUGAGAGUAUUAGAAGGGCGUCUUCCAUGGAUCCUGUAUCUGACAACAUGUCACGGCAAUUGUGACAUGCCCAAGAGCUGAUAUUUGUGGUACUCUAGCACAUGGUCCUACGGUAGCUAAUGCUCUUGGUGCUGGCAAUGAUUUCGAAAGAUGUUGGCAGCACGAGAAACGUUGAGACACUGGAGAACUUAGGGGGUCCAGAGUACAGUUAGGGAGAAAGUAUAAGAACAAACCGUCAUCCGAACUAGACUCUAUGGAAGGUUGUCCAAGUUGCGUGGUAUCCAAGAUUCGCGGAGUGGGGUCUUCAAGGUAGGGUGUGCGUCGGGCAGCCAUUGUUUUCUACAUCAGGCUUUUCUAGCGAUGUCCUGAAGCUUGCGAAACCGCCCGAGUUAAAUGACGCCGCUGAAAAUGUGUGCCGAUGCGGUGUUUCACCAGAAAGUCCUCGCGGCGCGGGCGUGUACCAAGGAGGCUCUCUUCUUCGUUUUCUGCGUACCCUGGCGAUCAAGAGAACGAUCCUGGUGGCAAUUAAGAGAAUCCAAGAGGUUAUGAGAACCGCGCCCACUCCAAUGGCCAUAAUUUUCAUAGCUCCCAGGACGAUUUCAAGUAGAUACGCCGCACCAGAUGCCUGCCAAAGCCAGUAGGACAGUUCGCUGGCCCCCUUAGCCAAC
Exophiala oligosperma is the source of this 1626-nucleotide messenger RNA. RefSeq lists its product as uncharacterized. The coding region runs from base 189 to 962 and encodes 257 amino acids. The record is from RefSeq and is a predicted model, not a curated record. Gene Ontology annotation, molecular function: acyltransferase activity, transferring groups other than amino-acyl groups. NCBI's taxonomy places the organism in Eukaryota, Fungi, Ascomycota, Eurotiomycetes, Chaetothyriales, Herpotrichiellaceae. The transcript has a single exon.